This is a messenger RNA of Heteronotia binoei (common prickly gecko), 871 nucleotides long. RefSeq names its product protein lifeguard 4-like. Gene Ontology annotation, cellular component: membrane. The transcript has 7 exons. Bases 126 to 845 code for a protein of 239 amino acids. Lineage: Eukaryota; Metazoa; Chordata; Lepidosauria; Squamata; Gekkonidae. The record is from RefSeq and is a predicted model, not a curated record. Gene Ontology annotation, biological process: negative regulation of apoptotic process.
AGUCAGCAGGAGAUGCGUGGAAGGAUGGGAGCGAUCGAUGUUCUCUGCGAUCGGCUUGCACAGGUGACCCGGAAGCGAAGCGUCAUCGCGCUUAGAACUUCACGGAGGGGCUUCAGGCCGCAGCGAUGAUGGCUGCGGAGGACCAGGGCUACCCAACGACGUCCAUUGAGGACGAUUUUAACUAUGGCAGCAACGUGGCAUCGGCCAGCGUGCACAUCCGCAUGGCUUUCUUGAGGAAAGUCUACAGCAUAUUAUCAGUUCAAGUUUUCUUGACCACCGUGACCUCUGCUGUUUUUCUGUACUCCACCACAAUUCGGACAUUUGUACACGAGAGCCCUGGUGUACUUCUGCUGUCCUUGCUUGGCUCUUUGGCUGUGAUUGUGGCAUUGACUAUAUACAGACAUCAGCAUCCAGUUAAUUUAUAUCUUCUCUUUGGAUUUACUCUUUUGGAAGCACUGACUGUUGCUAUCACCGUGACUUUUUAUGAAGUAUCUGUUGUCCUGCAAGCCUUUAUUCUGACGACGGCUGUAUUUCUGGCUCUCACUGUAUACACUUUACAAUCCAAACGGGAUUUCAGCAAAGCUGGAGCCGGGCUGUUUGCUUGCUUAUGGAUUCUUCUCCUUUCAGGUUUUCUAAGGAUCUUCUUCUACAGUGAAGUCGCUGAGCUGGUAUUUGCCGCUGCAGGUGCACUUCUGUUCUGUGGAUUUAUUAUCUAUGACACUCAUCUCCUAAUGCACAAACUGUCUCCUGAAGAAUACAUACUGGCUGCAAUCAACCUCUAUUUGGAUGUCAUCAAUCUGUUUCUGCAUCUGCUGCGCUUGCUGGAAGCGUUUAAUAAAAAGUAAUUGGGAGCUGUCCUUCAAAACUGUGA